Messenger RNA from Perognathus longimembris pacificus (Pacific pocket mouse), 1587 nucleotides. RefSeq names its product ATCAY kinesin light chain interacting caytaxin (gene Atcay). The transcript is spliced from 12 exons. The record is from RefSeq and is a predicted model, not a curated record. Gene Ontology annotation, biological process: apoptotic process. Gene Ontology annotation, cellular component: cytoplasm. Bases 1 to 1116 code for a protein of 371 amino acids. Lineage: Eukaryota; Metazoa; Chordata; Mammalia; Rodentia; Heteromyidae.
AUGGGGACCACCGAGGCCACACUGCGGAUGGAAAACGUGGAUGUGAAGGAGGAAUGGCAGGACGAGGACCUUCCCAGGCCGCUCCCGGAAGAGACAGGAAUGGAACUGUUGGGCAGCCCGAUAGAAGACGCAUCCUCUCCUCCCAGCACCCUGAAUGUGCUCGGAGCCCAUCGCAAGAGGAAGACGCUGGUGGCUCCCGAGAUCAACAUCUCCCUGGACCAGAGUGAGGGCUCCCUGCUGUCUGAUGACUUCCUGGACACUCCUGAUGACCUAGACAUCAAUGUGGACGACAUUGAGACACCCGACGAGACUGACUCGCUGGAGUUCUUGGGGAACGGCAAUGAGUUAGAGUGGGAAGAUGACACCCCUGUGGCCAGCGCCAAGAACAUGCCUGGGGACAGUGCAGAUCUGUUUGGGGACGGUGCGGCGGAGGAGGGCAGUGCGGCCAAUGGGCGCCUGUGGCGAACGGUAAUCAUUGGGGAACAAGAACACCGGAUCGACCUGCACAUGAUCCGACCUUACAUGAAGGUGCUCACCCAUGGAGGGUACUAUGGCGAAGGUCUCAAUGCCAUCAUUGUCUUCGCUGCCUGCUUCCUCCCAGACAGCAGCUCCCCAGACUAUCACUACAUCAUGGAGAACCUCUUCUUGUAUGUCAUCAGCAGCCUGGAGCUGCUGGUGGCAGAGGAUUACAUGAUCGUGUACCUGAACGGCGCCACCCCCCGGCGGAGGAUGCCCGGCAUUGGCUGGCUGAAAAAGUGUUACCAGAUGAUUGACAGGAGACUGAGGAAGAACUUGAAGUCUCUGAUGAUCGUCCACCCCUCCUGGUUCAUCCGGACCGUGUUGGCCAUCUCUCGGCCCUUCAUCAGCGUCAAGUUCAUCAGUAAGAUCCAGUAUGUGCAGAGUCUGGAGGAGCUGGAGCACCUCAUCCCCAUGGAGCACGUGCAGAUCCCGGACUGCGUGCUGCAGUAUGAAGAGGAGCGCCUGCGAGCCAGGAGGGAAAGCAUGAGGCCCCAACCUGAAUUCAUGCUGCCCAGGUCUGAGGAGAAGCCGGAGGCAGCGCUGGAGGAAGAUGGGUCCACUGAGGCAACAGAAGACCAGGAAACAAGCAUGUCCUGAGACGACAGGCCUCUGGAGAAGGACAGGAAAGAAGAUUCCAGACGUGGAGGAACCUGUCAGAUGCCCUCUGGUCCCAGGUCCCCUCCUGCCUCCUCCUGAGCGCAUCCUUCUGGGGCGCCAGCCUCCACCACCCGCCUCCAAAGCCCAGUGUUCUUUUACUUGCUUGAGAACAUUUUACUUAAAAAAAAAAAAAGUGCAGUAUUAGCAUGUUCGAGAAAGGACUAGGUUCUCAGCCCUCCAUCCUUCCACACUCACAAGCCGAGAAAGGUUCCAGAUUCUUCUCUCACCUGCUACUGACGUAACCCGAAGUGGAGCCACUGAUGCCCACUGGCACUGGCUGGCCCUGGGGUUUUUUCCCGUGCCUUCCAUUCCACAACUCAACCCCCACGGUGUAGCCUGCUGUCCUGGACACACCCACUGUGCCACACCUCUGGGGGACCCCCACCCCGCCUCUGACCUCAUACCCCAAGU